This is a messenger RNA of Ipomoea triloba (trilobed morning glory), 3096 nucleotides long. RefSeq names its product putative pentatricopeptide repeat-containing protein At3g47840. The transcript has 3 exons. Lineage: Eukaryota; Viridiplantae; Streptophyta; Magnoliopsida; Solanales; Convolvulaceae. The record is from RefSeq and is a predicted model, not a curated record. Gene Ontology annotation, biological process: RNA modification. Gene Ontology annotation, molecular function: protein binding; RNA binding. Bases 20 to 2131 code for a protein of 703 amino acids.
UUGCGCUUCACGCACAAAAAUGGCGUUAGCAGCAAGGCGGUGGGGUUGCAUCAGACAAUGGCAUGCAACAUCGAGUAUUGCCUACGCUGAAUCCAGAGAUAUAUUGGCUACGUGGAAUAGCAAAGAUCAGCUAACAAAAGAAAGCAAUGGCUUCGACGUGCUGGAAAUCAAUUCUCAGUUGAAGGAGUUGAUAAAUAAAGGACGUCUACGAGAUGCUCGUCAGGUGUUCGAUAAAAUGCCACACAGAGAUGAAGUCUCAUGGACCAACAUGAUAGCUGGUUACGUCAAUGCUUCUAAUUCAUUCGAAGCUUUAUCUUUGUUUUACAAUAUGUGGGUCUGUCCUAGUCUUCAACUAGACCCAUUCAUACUUAGCCUUGCGGUAAAGGCUUGUGGGAUCAGUUCAAAUGCUAAGUAUGGAGAACUUAUUCAUGGGUAUUCUGUAAGAACUGGUUUUGUGAAUUCUGUUUUCGUGGGAAGCUCACUUCUUGAUAUGUAUAUGAAAUUGGGAAAAGCUUUGGAGGGUUGCAGACUCUUUGAUGAGAUGCCUACUAGGAACAUUGUUUCUUGGACUGCUUUAGUGACUGGACUUGUUCAUAUGGGUUAUAAUGAUGAUGCUUUACAGUAUUUUUCGGAAAUGUGGGAAGACGGGAUAGAAUAUGAUUCAUAUGCUUAUGCUAUUGCAUUGAAGGCGUGUGCUGAUAUGGAGCAUCUGAAUUAUGGAAGGGAAAUUCAUGCUCAGGUUAUAAAGAAAGGCUUUGGUGCAGGCUCUUAUGUGGCUAAUAGUCUCUCCACAAUGUACAAUAAAUGUGGGAAACUAAAUUACGGUUUGUGCUUGUUUGAAAGAAUGAACUUGAGGGAUGUGGUGUCGUGGACGACCAUAAUAACAACAUAUGUCCAGAUGGGUCAAGAUCAGCGGGCAAUCCAAGCAUUCUUGCAAAUGAGAGACUCAAGCACGAGCCCUAAUGAGUAUACUUAUGCUGCAAUCAUUGCUGCUUGUGCUAACCUUGCAAGACUAGAUUGGGGGGAGCAACUGCAUUCUAAUGUAUUACGCGCAGGUUUCAUGGCUUAUCCAUCUGUUGCAAAUUCGGUCAUGACAAUGUAUUCUAGAUGCGGGCUGCUAGAUGCAACUUCCAUUGUGUUUAGCGCGAUGAACAAGAGAGACAUUGUUUCUUGGAGCACUAUUAUUGCAGGCCAUGCUCAAGCUGGGCGUGGCGAGGAUGCAUUUAGACUUCUUUCGAGGAUGAGAAGGGAUGGAACGAAGCCAACAGAGUUUGCCCUUGCUAGUGUAUUGAGUGUAUGCGGAACUAUGGCAAUUCUUGAUCAAGGGAAGCAACUUCACGCUCACGUCCUUAUUAUUGGUUUAGAUCGGACAGCUCUGGUACAGAGUGCUUUGGUAAAUAUGUACUCAAAAUGUGGGAGUAUUACAGAAGCCUCAAAUAUAUUUCACAUGGCACAGAGUAAUGAUAUUGUGUCAUGGACAGCUAUGAUUAAUGGAUUUGCUGAGCAUGGGAAAAGCAGAGAAGCUAUCAGUUUAUUCGAGAAAAUCCCCGAGGCAGGUUUGAAACCAGAUUCCAUAGCCUUUAUUGGAGUUCUUAAUGCUUGUAGCCAUGUUGGACUUGUUGAUCUUGGGUUUCAUUACUUUAAUGCAAUGAUCAGGGACUAUAAAUUAAGUCCUUCUAAAGAACACUAUGGUUGCAUGAUUGAUCUGCUUUGCCGAGCUGGACGAUUAAGUGAUGCUGAGGACAUGAUCAAGAGCAUGCCGUUUGAAAAGGAUGAUGUUGUUUGGUCGACGCUUCUUAGAGCUUGUAGAGUGCAUGGUGAUGUCGAAUGUGGAAGACGUGCUGCAGAGCAGAUUCUUAAACUGGAACCUGACUGUGCUGGAGCUCAUAUUACUCUGGCUAACUUGUAUUCUUCUAAAGGGAAGUGGAGAGAAGCAGCAGAACUGAGGAAGCUGAUGAGGUCAAAAGGAGUCAUUAAAGAGCCUGGAUGGUCUUGGAUAAAACUCAAGGAUGAGAUGUAUGCAUUCGUUGCUGGGGACAAAACACACCCCAAAAGCGAAGAUAUAUAUAGCAUUCUUGAGUUAUUGACUUCAAAAACUGAUUUAACUUCCCAGGAAAUUGCUUCCUUGUAGAAGAAGACAAGUCAAAACCUGGCAUUGUAUCAGCAUUAAGUAAUUAAAAAUUCUUCAGACUAUGAGCUGGGUCUGAAAUAGAAAGAGGGCAAAACUUGUGCAGUCUCAGCUCCUCUAUCAGCUCCUCAUUGUUGAAUUAUUUAUGUUUGCAUCUCCAUGAAUUUUGGAGAGCAUUCACUACAAGACUGCAAUUCUAUUUAAGGCUGCAAGACUUGAGUUGAUGAAAUGAAGUUGCUCUCGCGUGCCAAAUCACAAUUUCUCCGCAGCCCUGACUCUAGAUGCUAGAUCCUCACAUAACUCAUAAGCAGAGGAUGUUGUGUUGGAAUGUGGAACUUGAACACCAUUGGAUCUCCAAAUUUGGAACAGAAAAUUUGUCUAAGAGUGCAGACCACCUGUGUGUUGAAUCAUCAGUUGGAACAACAAUUUCCAUGUUCAAGGUUACUCUAUAAUGCUGCAUAAAUUUGUAGUGAUUUGCUGGGGCAGUUGGAGAAAAUUAUACUAAUAAGGAUUUCUUGAACAUGUAUUUCAGAAACGUUUACAAGCCGAUCCCGAACGUGUACAACCUGGUACUAGCCAUGCUGUGGCGCCACCCGGAGAAUGUGGAGCUGGAGAAAGUGAAGGUGGUUCACUACUGCGCGGCGGGGUCGAAGCCGUGGGGGUUCACCGGAAAAGAGGCCAACAUGGACAGGGAAGACACCAAGAUGCCGGUGAAGAAGUGGUGGGACGUAUACAACGACGAGUCAUUGGAUUACAAAAAUACGGCGCCGGCGCCGGCGGUGCUUCCCAAGACCGGCAUUGUUCGUUACAUCACCGCCCCAUCUGCUGCAUAAUCAUUAGCCUCUGGUCCUUGUAUGUUUUUGCAUGUUGUUUCGGAGCUUUUAAUUUGGUAAUUGCAAACAUUUGGGCAGAAUUUAGCGUUAUCAAUUAUCUCGAUAUUUAUUAAUAAUCUACCAUUAAAGAACUAA